UGAAAGAUACUCUGCAUAUGAAAAACUAAAGGAGUUUACAUUUUGUUUUCAGUGGUAGCAAUUAAAAUGCUUUACAUAAAAGAUGGCUAAAUUUUACUAAAGAUUGGCUCAAUGUCAAUUCCGGGGUAUUUCAUGAAGGAUUUUGUGAAUUACUCAUCUCAUUAGCUAUGCACUAAGACUGUAUGGCACCCAUUCGCAUUAUCUUCCCUCACACUAGCUACCGAAGUACUUGCCACAAUACCCAUAAAUUGCCCUCGUGAUGGUGUAACGAGGAAAUUAACUCUGUGCAUUGCUAACAGAGGAUAUGGUGGAUGUAUAGGAGGGCCGACUCUUUCCUCUGGACUACCAGAGGAAACCACAGCACCAGAUCCUGCUAGUGUGGUUUGAAGAUGUCACCCAGGUCAGUACAGUGUGCACGGUCGAGGCAAAUGGUCACCAUGCUUCAAGAAGAACAAUGACCUUCUGUGCUCCGUGAAGGGAUCAUCCGACUGUGAUUAAACGGCGGUUCACCAGCGUCCUGAUCGUCUCGAUGCUAUCUCCAUUGUGGGUCUGGACAUGGCGGCAAUACACAGGUUUCAAGACAGGUCCAUCGCUGCUGAUGCUAAUGGGGGUCCAUCUGGAGGGGCUCUUUGCUGCUGCCUGCCUUCCACUCUUACUGACAAUGGUGCUGUUCUUUGGGCCAUUGAUACAGCUGGUCAUGGACUAUCCUUGGGAUUUCCUCGAAGGGAUGAAGAUGAUUCUAGAUCCACAGUUUUGGGUGCAGUGCGUGGCAGACAUGCGUUGGAUGAGGAAUCAGGUGGUGGCUCCCCUGACGGAAGAGCUGGUGUUCCGGGCGUGUAUGCUGCCAAUGCUGGUACCUUGCACUGGCCUUAGCCGUGCCAUUGUCACCUGCCCGCUUUUCUUUGGAGUUGCUCAUUUUCACCACGUGAUCGAGCUCCUGAAGUUCAAGCAAGGAACCGUCGCAGGAAUCUUCCUCUCAGCAGUUUUCCAGUUUUCUUACACUGCAGUGUUUGGAGCAUACACCGCAUUUAUUUUCAUCAGAACAGGUCAUCUGAUUGGUCCAGUGCUGUGCCACUCAUUUUGCAACUACAUGGGAUUCCCAGCGAUUGGUGCUGCCCUUGAGCACCCUCAGAAACUCACCAUCUUUUUCUUCUAUGUACUGGGAGUCAUCCUCUUCUUGCUGUUGCUGUUCCCCAUGACGGACCCCUCCUUCUAUGGGAGCCUUGCCAUUUGCCACUUGACCAAGCCAGACACCAGCACUUCGAUCUGCACUUGACCCCAGCUGCGGACCUGUCUGUUGCAUCUUUUUUCUCUCUCGCUCUCUCUCUUUCUAUUCUCUCUAGCUCUCUAACAUUCAGGGAACUCUCCGUCCAGGAGCUGGCAAGUGGAUUGGGAAACGUCUCAGGAAUUUGGGAGUCUUGUUUGCGAAUCCGGAAUGGAUGGAAGAGGGGAAGGAAUACCAAAAAGAAAACAGUACUUGAAAUGAGGUGUUUUAGGAGUUUCCCUUCUCGGCUACGAGGGGAAAGAGCAGAAUUCCUCCGUUUUGGUACAUUUUAAUACCCAAUCACCUCCCCCUCCCCCUUGAAACUGAUGCCUAAUGAGACAAACUGUUUAUUGAGAGGAGUUGGCCACUGCCCCCCCCCCCCCCCCCGACGCAACCCCACUCAGACCACAUCACAUUUCAGAACUCCAGGCUUCCGGCCGGUACUCUGCCCACACCAUUGUUUCAAAAUCUUGCUAGUUUACUGGUCACUUCUUGACCUAACUGUUGGAAAGAGAAGUCCCAUUGUAAUCACUUCCUGCCAUUUACUCACUGCAAGCCUAUAACACUACAUGACCAAGUCUCCACAAGUCAGGAUUCGCUGUUGCUCAGACCACAACUUGUGUGUGUGUGUAUAAUGUGGAACGUUACAAUUUUCUGGAAUUUUGGCCAGCUUGUUGAUGGGUUGUGAUGUGCUUUUUGGACCUGUUUUAAAUGUUUUAUAUUGACAGCGUGACUUGUGCUGGGUCUUUGCCUGAUAGCCACCUUAAGGAGUCUGCUCCUUGAGACCAGCCGAGUGAAGGAGGAGGAGUACUUUUUGUUCCCCUCUCUUGAUAAAGUCAGGUAGUUGUUCUGAGGGGGAGGGGAUCCCUUUCCGUAGUGAGGUUUAAAGCAAGUAUUGGAAUUGAAUUCUGAUGGACUGAGCCGAAUAGCCCUCACCCUCAGUUAUUGAAGAAUUUGGGGAUAUCACUGAAUUCUGACCAUUGCUGUUUUGUGGGACCCUACUUUGUUCUUUCCAUUUACAUCAGGAAUGUACCAGCCCUUGUUUGUAUCACUGUGGCUCAUGUAGGCUUGAGCCUUUGGAUGCCUUUGAGGAAGGGCAGGAAGGUGGGGGUUUGAUGCAGGGUCAGACAGCUUACAAUUUAAAUCUGUGCUUGCAUUAAUUUGCAAGUUGCUGAUGUGACAAUGUUCUAAUUUUUUUUUUUAGAUUAGAUUACCUACAGUGUGGAAACAGGCCCUUCGGCCCAACAAGUCCACACCGACCC
Messenger RNA from Chiloscyllium plagiosum (whitespotted bambooshark), 2526 nucleotides. Lineage: Eukaryota; Metazoa; Chordata; Chondrichthyes; Orectolobiformes; Hemiscylliidae. The record is from RefSeq and is a predicted model, not a curated record.